UAAUCGAUGGAAUGGAAGGUAACCAACAAUAACCGAAGGUAACUUGGUUAUGUUUGGCAGAUACGAACGUCUGUCAACAUAGCAAGAAAAUGGGUUUAUUUGGCAAAUCCCCGGAAAGAAAUCCAAAAGAAAUGGUUCAAGAAUGGACACAUAAAUUGAGGAAGGAAGGUUAUCAACUGGAUAGACAGGUUAGAGCGAUCCAACGAGAAGAAGAAAAAGUAAAACGUUCUCUAAAAGAAGCAGCAAAGAAAGGUGACAAGGAUGUGUGCAAAGUUCUAGCAAAGGAAAUAAUACGUGCUCGGAAAGCCUGCAAUAAAAUCUGUACAUCCAAAGCUCAUUUGAACUCUGUUUCUUUGCAAAUGAAAAAUCAACUGGCAACGAUUAGAGUAGCUGGUUCGGUGUCAAAAUCUACCGAAGUAAUGCAAGCAAUGCAGUCGUUAGUUAGGGUGCCUGAGGUAGCUGCCACGAUGAGAGAAUUGUCAAAAGAAAUGAUGAAAGCUGGAAUUAUCGAAGAAAUGUUAGAUGAAACAAUGGACUCUAUAGAAGAUUCAGAAGAAGUGGAAGAUGAAGCGGAUGAAGAAAUAGAUAAAAUUUUAUGGGAAGUUACAGCAGGUCAAUUAGGUACAGCACCUGCAGUUGUUACAGACACUCCAGGGUCUGUUGCAGCAUCUACGUCCACUGAAGAAAAAGGAGAAGAAGCAGAUGAUAAAGAACUUGAAGAAAUGAAAAUGAGACUUCAAAGUCUUCGUAGUUAGGUGUAAUAUGUAAAUAAUUUAUCUAUGUUGAUUUUGUGUUAAAAUCUGCUUGCACUUAUUAAGCGUAUGCAUAUAAAACGUACAAACACUGUGGAAUGAAUGCCUAGCGAAAAUAGACACUAUAAUUUGAAAUAUUUAAAUAAUGCUUUUAUACUGAAUAACCAGAAAAAGGAUUAAGUAUUACUAAAAAAAAGAGAAAAAACAUUUUUAUUCUCUUAAUAUAGAUUUUAUAUCCAGCUUUUAUAACCUGUAUAAGAUACUAAAGUCAUAUGUACAGGGAAGCUGGCUUCUUAAGUAUAUUAUGUUUAAACACCUAUUACUUAAAUUAAUUGCAACUGUAACAUCGUGUAUAUGUAUUAUACAUAAAUAUUAAUUUUGAUUGU
This is a messenger RNA of Megachile rotundata (alfalfa leafcutting bee), 1138 nucleotides long. RefSeq names its product vacuolar protein sorting 24 (gene Vps24). Gene Ontology annotation, biological process: vacuolar transport. NCBI's taxonomy places the organism in Eukaryota, Metazoa, Arthropoda, Insecta, Hymenoptera, Megachilidae. The record is from RefSeq and is a predicted model, not a curated record.